GAGCAAUGCUCCGCUAUUCUGCAGCGGUUGGCUGUAAGAACCGCCGGGGACGGAAUAAUAAAGACCGGAAACUGAGUUUUUACCCGUUUCCUCUGCAUGACAAAGAAAGACUUGAAAAAUGACUAAGGAACAUGAAACGAGAUUCCUGGGUUCCUAGUAAAUACCAGUUCCUGUGUAGUGACCAUUUUACUCCCGACUCUCUUAAUAUCAGAUGGGGUAUUCGCUAUUUGAAACAAACUGCAGUUCCAACAAUCUUUUCCGUAUCUGGCGACAAUCAGGGAAGAGAUGCUUCCAAAAAAGGUCUCAUAAGCAAAUUAGAAGAUGAACAUGAAGUGUUCCAAAAAUCCAAGUCAGAAGAAGCAUUUGUAUCAAAUGAGCCAAAGAAAAAUACAGUUAACACAGAUGUGCUCCCUAAAUAUACAGAAUUAUUUGACGCAACUGGUUUGGUGACGCCACCAGCUCCAAAAACAGAGAGGACGCAAAAUAAUCUAUUAGCUCUCAACCUGGUUCAACAAGGUACUGGACAGCCAGAGUCCACUUUGGAAACUGCCCUUAACCAAGGUGUAGGUGUAGGUGGUUUUCACACUUCUUUUGAGAAUAUAAAUUCUACCACUAUUACUUUGACCACUUCUGACUCAGAAGAUAUUCAGCACUCUUUGGAAACACAAGAAAUAUUUGAGAUAACUACCAAUCAUAUUGCUAUUCCAAAUUUUACAGAUAAUUCUGUGGAAAUUAAGUCAGCACAAGAACAUCCUAUUGUAUUCAGCACAAUUUCUCAAACACUUGGAGACUUCAAUGCAAAUAUGGAAUCUGUUAUUGCGAUUUUUGUCCCCACGGAAAAUUCUAGGCCUAGAGUGAAUUCUUUUGUCCCUGCCCAACAAGAAACUGUGGACAUGGAGGACGGAGACACCGAAGACUCCUUAUUCAGGGAUGUUGACUAUGGAACAGAAGUUUUGCAAAUUGAACACUCUUACUGCAGACAAGACAUAAAUAAGGAAUAUCUUUGGCAGCAAGUGUCUAAGCUACAUUCAAAGAUAACUCUUCUUGAACUAAAAGAGCAACAGACUCUGGGAAGAUUAAAGUCUUUGGAAGAUCUCAUAAGGCAGCUACAGCAGGAAAACUGGCUCUCUGAAGAAAACGUCAAGAUUAUAGAGAACCAUUUCACAACGUACGAAGUUACUAUGUUAUAAGGCAUUUUAAAGCGAUAACUUUUCCAAGGUCUUUGGUGGUGGUGGUUGUUUGCAGCCAAACCAAAUUAUUUGUAAAGUGAACUUUUCUUGUAUGAAAUGCUCAUCUUACUGAAGCUCUGCAGGCCUCUAACGUUGUG
Molecule: messenger RNA, 1327 nt
Organism: Echinops telfairi (small Madagascar hedgehog)
Lineage: Eukaryota; Metazoa; Chordata; Mammalia; Afrosoricida; Tenrecidae
Product: THAP domain-containing protein 5-like
Cellular component (GO): nucleus
Source: RefSeq, a predicted model, not a curated record